AUGGCGUUCAACGACAGAGUGAUUGUUCUCAUUGACGUCAGUUCGUACCAGCAACGGUUAAUGAAAAUUGCUCAUUUUCCGUCUGUUUAUAAAGUGCAACUUAUUUUCAUCCUAACUUGUAGACAAUGUUUCAGAUGGCUAGAUUACCUGCCGAUUGGAAAGGUGAUUCGAAACACGCGGUUUAUAUGCUGCAAAGUUCCUUUGAAGAAGGUCUUCUGCAAAAAUGUUUUUUAUCUGGCGUUCGCCGUCAUCCAGUAUGGAUACCAACUUGGCCUCGUCAUUGAUCUUACAUACACCGAUCGUUAUUAUUCGAAAACGGUAUAUCUGAAGUGCUCUUUAUUUAAAUUGAAUUUAUUGUUUGCCUGCCAUCGACUCGUCUCCGAAAGGCUAUUUCAGCAGCUUGUACUCGUAAUCGAAGCUUUUCAGUCGUGGUCCACGACUCGCUUCCUUCACAAAGAACGCCACUGGCUAAUCCAGUCCGCAGAUCGAUCUCAUCCUCAAAUUUUCCAUUACCAGUGA
Messenger RNA from Soboliphyme baturini, 519 nucleotides. Lineage: Eukaryota; Metazoa; Nematoda; Enoplea; Dioctophymatida; Soboliphymatidae. The record is from the annotation of a GenBank genome assembly.